Molecule: messenger RNA, 3519 nt
Organism: Notolabrus celidotus (New Zealand spotty)
Lineage: Eukaryota; Metazoa; Chordata; Actinopteri; Labriformes; Labridae
Product: CKLF-like MARVEL transmembrane domain-containing protein 7
Exons: 5
Coding region: 110-592 (160 amino acids)
Cellular component (GO): membrane
Source: RefSeq, a predicted model, not a curated record
GUGUGUUGGCGCGGUGUGACGUCAGACGGGCUGUGACCGUUGUGAGGCUCGCGUGCUGCAGUUUAACUUUAAAGUCUACCUGACAGAGGAUCCACGGUGAACCGACAACAUGUCCCACACCGUCAUCACCACGACCACCACGACCCGGACCCACGGGGACCGGCUCCUGGACCUGGGCUACACCAGGACCAUCCCGGGACUGCUGAAGAUCGGACAGAUGGUGGCUCUGCUCGUGGCGUUCCUGUGCGUCCGCUGUGCUCGGGGUUGGCCCAGCUGGGCGGCCUUCCAGUACUUUGAGGUGGUGUCUCUUUGGUUCCUCAUAGCCCUCCUCGUCUUCUUCCUCAUGCAUCUGUUCAGGCUGCAGGAGAAGAUGCCGUGCAUCAACUGGCCUCUAACGGAGUUCUUUCAUUACUCCGUCGGGUCGGUCCUCGUCCUGAUUGCCGCCAUUGUUGCAGCUGUGAAGAGUGCAGGAGUUUCAGCACUGGUGGUGGCUUCGGUAUUUGGGUUCAUCGCCACGUUUCUGAUGGCUGUUAGUUUGUGGUCCACCUACAGUGUCACCUGUGGAGUCCAUCAGACAGGUGCAGCAGUGUAGUGAUCUCCGCUCCAUGAAGGAAUCCAACGGCUGUGUGGGCAGUUUCCUGGAGUCCUGGAGUCCUGGAUGCCUGGAGUCCCGGGGGAUCCUGGAGUCCUGGAGUCCUGGAUGCCUGGAGUCCUGGAGUCCUGGAUGCCUGGAGUCCUGGAGUCCUGGAUGCCUGGAGUCCUGGAGUCCUGGAUGCCUGGAGUCCUGGAGUCCUGGAUGCCUGGGGUCCUGGAUGCCUGGAGUCCUGGAGUAUUUUCUGCCUAGCAACAACCUGGAUCGUCAAAUGUGAUUGGAUUAGAAUUCGUAGAGCUGCAGAGGUGAUAGAAACACUGAUCCAGGACCCACAUCAACAUCCCCGAUCAUCACGGUAAAUCCGGAGAGGACUGUAGUUCCAGUGUUACUCAGAUACCCAGAAUUCAUUUUGUUCUCUGUCAUCUCAAGGUGCUUGGUGUCAGAAUUUAACCAUCCAUGUAACAUGUCUGGUAAAAUCAGAAUCUGAGUGACACCGAGAUGACAACAGUCACUCACAUGGUAUUACUGUAAUGACUACAUUUCCCACAAUCCCUGCUGCUCCCGCUCUGACUCUCCCUCCUUUACACGGUGGAGUCUCUCUCUCUCCUGCAGACGUCUGCUUUCAGAGAAGAGUUUAGAAAAGCUGUGUUUGUUGUUGAAAUACUCACUGUCGUGUGCCAUAGAUGUAUCCGGAUGUUUUUCCUCCAUAAGUCACAUGUCACAUGUUUCUGUGUCACGUCUUCAUGCUACAGUUAGCUAAGUUAGCUUGAUCUCUUAUUUUAUUCCUUCCAGUUUCUUUGGAUCCUUCUUUGAAUCUCGCUCGCGCUCAGUGAAGCAGUCUGGACCACGGAUGUAUUUCAACUUUUAUAAAAAUCACUUUUUCUAAAACGGCCAAAAAAUGCACAGUAUAGCCCUGUUACUGUUAGCUUGGGUUGCUAAUCUUUGCUAGCACAAUAGCGGUGUUUGUUUCAUGUCGACAUGCUAGUGUGCUAAUAAAUAUUGACAAGCUAAUGUUUUUUAAAACGUGCAUGCUAAUGACUGUUAGCAUGCUAAAACAUUUCUCAGGGCUAAUUUAUGUGUGCUACAAAAACACUAGCAUGCUAAGAAUUAUGUGAAUUGAAACACUGUAAAAACAAAACAUUAGCAUGCUAACAAUGCUAACAGGCACAGAAACAAAGCGGGAUCGGUUUCGUCGGGUCGUCUCUGCCGCAGAAAUGUUCUCCAAACAGGAAGCUGUUCAUGUCUGAGGAAGUUUAAAUCACUGCUUCAUUCUGUCUUCAUGGGGUCACCUCAUCCUCUUAAAGUCACGUUUAAGAGAGCAGCUCGCCGUCUGCUGUGAAAACCCGUUUACAAUUCUGCUCCCAGCGGCCAUGAGUUCAGACUGUUUGCAUCUUUAUUCCCAGUUUACAACACGACUGUCCUCGGUGCUCUGAAAUCCAACCGUUCAGAUUUAUCCUGUUUUUACUCUCAGAAGCACAUCGGUUCAAAAGAGAGCUGGGGGCGGGUCACGCUCCAGCAGAUCCUAUUUCAGAGGGUCAGAUGCGGUGCGAGGGAAUGCGCUGUGAUGUGAAGCAGUUUUAAGCGAUUUGAUGCAAUUCAAGCAGUGUGAAGCGAUGUGGUCAGGUGCGACGCGAUGCAGUGCGAUGCGGUGCAGUGCGAUGCAGUGCGAUGCGGUGCAGUGCGAUGCGGUGUGGUGCGAUGCGGUGCGAUACGGUGCGAUGCGGUGCGAUGCGGUGCAGUGCGACGAGAUGCGGUGCGAUGCGUUGCGGUGCGGUGCGGUGCGAUGCGGUGUGGUGUGGUGUAAAGCGGUGCGAUGCAGUCCGAUGUAAUGCGGUGUGGUGCGGUGUCAAGCGAUGCGGUGUGAAGCAAUGCAAGCGGUGUGAUGUGAUGCGGUGUGAAGCGAUGCGGUGCGAUGCGGUGCAGUGCGACGAGAUGCGGUGCGAUGCGAUGUAGUGCGAUGCGAUGCGGUGUGGUGUGGUGUAAAGCGGUGCGAUGCAGUCCGAUGUAAUGCGGUGUGGUGCGGUGUCAAGCGAUGCGGUGUGAAGCAAUGCAAGCGGUGUGAAGCGAUGGGAUGCGGUGCGAUGCGGUGCGAUGCGGUGCGAUGCGAUGCGGUGCAGUGCGACGAGAUGCGGUGCGAUGCGAUGCGAUGCGGUGUGGUGUGGUGUAAAGCGGUGCGAUGCAGUCCGAUGUAAUGCGGUGUGGUGCGGUGUGAAGCGAUGCGGUGUGAAGCAAUGCAAGCGGUGUGAUGUGAUGCGGUGUGAAGCGAUGCGAUGCGGUGCAAUGCGAUGCGGUGUGGUGUGGUGUAAAGCGGUGCGGUGUGAUGUGAUGCGGUGUGAAGCGAUGCGGUGUGAUGUGAUGCGGUCUGCUGCAACGUGAUGCAGUCCCGGUUGUACAUCAGUGCAACAUUGAGGAUGAGGUAGUAGCGGUUUGAGUCUGUCUUUACGUGCACCCCCACACUGUGUGUGUGUGUGUGUGUUGGGGGGACAGGGGGGAGAGGUGUUCUAGGACUGAAGCUGUUCCUCAACCUAUUUGUUCCCAGUAGCGGUUCACAGAGGGAGUUGCCGAGGUGUGUUGUUCGAUGCGAUGUGUCGGGCCUUCUGCAGAUUUUCAUCACAAACACAGACGGAUACAAACAAACGUAUUUAUUAUUGAACAGAUUAGUCACUCAAACAGGAAGUGGGACAUAAACAACCUGAACUAAAUGAAGAGAGAUAAACAAUAUAAGAAAUAAGAGGCAUGUCCAGAUGAAGAGAAUAAAUGUUGGUUUGAAUUCAAACUUAAACAUCAUCAUUUAGAAACAGUCCAAUGAAAUGAUGCUUCUUUGUGAAAGCACAUGAAUCUGUGCCGACAGAUUUCCUCAUCACAUGACCCUCAGCUGUUUUCUGUCCAAUCACAGAGUCCGACACAAAAGCUCCCCACGGGACGGC